Molecule: messenger RNA, 1433 nt
Organism: Danio aesculapii
Lineage: Eukaryota; Metazoa; Chordata; Actinopteri; Cypriniformes; Danionidae
Gene: batf
Product: basic leucine zipper transcription factor, ATF-like
Exons: 3
Coding region: 141-515 (124 amino acids)
Biological process (GO): regulation of transcription by RNA polymerase II
Cellular component (GO): nucleus
Molecular function (GO): RNA polymerase II cis-regulatory region sequence-specific DNA binding; DNA-binding transcription factor activity, RNA polymerase II-specific
Source: RefSeq, a predicted model, not a curated record
AAGAGUGCGAGCUGCCGUCUGUACUCAUUCGCCGGAGGAUCGCGAUCACUUCACAUGCACUCUCAUAAAGUCUGAGACGCUGAGAGAAACACACACAAGACGCUGAAGGAGGUCAGAGGGUUCGCAGGGACUGAAGUGGCAUGGCUCAGGGCUCUGACAACAACGACACCAGCUAUACCAAAUCACCCUCACCGGGCAAUAAACAGGGUUCAUCAGACGACAUGAGGAAAGUCAUGAGGAGAGAAAAGAACCGCAUCGCGGCGCAGAAGAGCCGAUUGAGACAAACACAGAAAGCUGACAAUCUACAUCUGGAGAGUGAAAGCUUGGAGAAGGAAAACGCAGCGCUCAGAAAAGAGGUGAAGAGACUCACAGAAGAGGCCAAAUAUCUGUCGACCGUCCUGAGCAAUCAUGAGCCGCUGUGCACGGGCCUGAGCGGCGCGUCCCCGGAGCUGCUGUACGGCGCGCACCACGGAGCGUUCCACCAGCACAUCAGCGUGCCGCACUACCCGCUCUGACCGCCAGAGGCCGCCGGAGUCCCGCACAGAACCCGCCCGGACCCGCCAAUAAACUUUGGUUGAGUUUAAAACCACGUACAUAGUCAUCAUCAUCAGCAGGCAUCUAAGUGAUCUUAAAAACCACUGAGUAUCAAAGGAAUAGAACAAAAUCCUCCAGAUGUAUCGAUUUUGUUGAUAUUUUAGUAUUGAAUAAGUAGUUUUUUUUCUGCUAAAUAUAAUUCUAAAGGAGCAGUUGACCAGACUUUUGGGAAAAAACCAAACAAUCCAAACAUAAUACAAAACUGAAUAAUUAAUUUAGUUCAAUAACAAUUGAAUGACACAAUGAGAAAUCAUGAACUACUGAAAUGUGUUUAAUACUUUGUAUAAAAUUAUUAUUAUUUUUUUGUUAAUGAAAGAUUCAAGACUGCUCUUGAAAGCAAAAUGGAGCUGCACAUAUUGUUCAGGUGUGAUUUUCCUCACAGACUUCAACUGUCUUCAAAUCUUAAUGUUUCUGUGGGUCUUGUCUAUCAACUCUGAUCUUUACUUCUCAAUUGGAUUCGGCUCAGGAGACUGGCUGGGUCAUUCUAGCAGCUUUAAUUUCCUUUCUGAAAGCAGUUGAGAGUUUUCUUGGCUUAAUUUGGAAUUAUUAUCUUAUUAAAAUGUCCACCCUGGUUUCAUCAACACAUAAUAUAGGUGUUUGGAUUACGCUGACGAGCGGCAGGGUUCCUGAAUAACUACACUGUAAAAAAACAUCCAUAAAUUAGCAUUUUUCCAUAUUUUGUGACUCAUGAUUUUAUUGUUCCCUGUUUAUUUAUGCUUUUGAAUUGCAUUACGAGACCUUGGUCUGUCUUUCAACAACUUUUAACCUUGAAAAGUUUGAUAAAGUGACUUUUAUUAACAUUUUUAAUACUUUAAAGGGAUAUAUUGUCUGGAUUGAUU